Molecule: messenger RNA, 1534 nt
Organism: Prorocentrum cordatum
Lineage: Eukaryota; Dinophyceae; Prorocentrales; Prorocentraceae
Source: the annotation of a GenBank genome assembly
GGAGGAGGAGGAAGAGGCCUCCAAGACAGCUCCAAGAUAGCCGAAGAGGCUUCCAAGAGGGCCCUGGGCGCCCCUCAGUAGCCAUUUUGGCUCAAGCCUUUGUGGCCCAAGAUUGUUGGACUCGAGAGCGUCCUUCCUGCGCCACGCCUGGGCUAACCGGCUUCGGGCAAUGGCUCCCACAUCAUGCGGAAGCUUCAUGUUCAUGUGCCUGGCGUGUGCGGGGCUGGCCCUGACGUGGUGGUGCAACCUGAUGAUGCAGCCCAUGAUUGAUAUGUUGUUGAAGCCAUGGGUGCUGCUUGAUUCGGGUCACGGUCGUCGGGUAGUCCUUGAGUUCUUCUUUGGGCAGACAGCCAACUCAACAUCAACAGCUGCCUGCGUGUCAUUAUUACUGUCUAUUGGUCCGAUCGUUAUCACAAAUUGCCGCGCAACAAUGGGCAACCUUCCGACACGCUUGCUGUUCCACUAUCUUGGUCUGACAGUUGCCGUCGCAUUUUCGUUUCCACUGCAGUGCGCACUAUGCCAGCAGCCACAGAGACCUCCUGCCGAUGAUAGGAUGGUGUUGACCUCCACACUCACCAUUGGAGGUAUUGGAACGUUUGUGCUGCUGGGCACACGCAGCGUAGCUGGCGCCACUACCUGGUGCUAUGUUCUCACAGCAGUUGUGCCUCUCAUCUACGACCGACUUGCCGCAACAUCUGUACCCACAAGCCUUCAGGCCCUUGGCACUAUCAAUAUGUUGGUGUGCGCUGCUUUCUGGGCCAACGCUCUGUGGCAGCAAGACGGCAGCCCAUGGGUGUCUCCGGCAACUGCCUCGAUCUUCUGGGAUCUUGCAGUCGUGUCUAUUUGCUCGUGCGCGUGGACUGCGAAGCACGUCGGCGACUUCGGGCUCGCGCUGCUCGGGCUCGCCUGCCCGGCCGCCUGCAUCCCCUUCGCGUUCGCGCGCCUGGCCGAGAUGGCUGCGGAGGGGUACGUGCCUGUGGCCGAGUGAAGAUCACGAGCGGUGCUUAGCUCGCCGAAUCGAGCUAGCAUCCUUGCCAGCCAUCCUCUUCCGACCGUCCCGUUUUGUCGGGUUCCCUAUCUUCCUCGCUUUUCGGGCUGAGGUGCACGAUUUCGCCGUCGGCGAGAGGUUCCAGUCCACUUAAUACCAACUUUGUACAAUUUUUGUACAAGUGGACCGUCCAACUUCUCUGCGCGGCUCGCGCCAAUUUGCACCAUUUUCAAUGGCUGUCCGUUGUCCAGCGUUUCUGAGACUUCUGUGAAGGGUCGCGCCGAUCAGCACUACUCUCAAAUUGUCUGUUUAAAACAGCUUCUGAGACUUUGUGCUUGGCUUGUGCCACUUUUCACCACUUUCAGUGGCUGUCCGGCAGCAUCUGGUUGCUAUUCAAGCCACCGCUUUGAGGCUGCUGCGUGGGUCCUAUCCCCCAGCAUGUCUGUAAUGCGGUCCGUCCACGAGAGCCGCCGCAGGUUCCUGGCGCCCAGCUGUGAGGCGUGCAUCUCGAACCCGUGCUCGAGCGGAAGCCCCUAUUCCGCAGAA